UUUUCUUCAAAACCCUAACUCGUCGAAUUUAAUUUUUCCCCGAAUCGAAUUUAUCUCUCUUAUUCGUUUUCUCUUUCUCGGAAAAAAUCUAAAUUCUAACCAGUCAAACACUCGAUUGCACGCCAUGGGAUCUAAACCCAGGUCCGAUAAUCCUCACUCCGGCGACGGCGCCAGCCCCGGGAAGAUUUUCAUCGGUGGAUUGGCCAAAGAUACGACAUACGCUACGUUUAACAAGCACUUUGGGAAGUACGGUGACAUCACCGAUUCUGUCAUCAUGAAAGAUAGGUACACCGGGCAACCAAGGGGAUUCGGCUUUAUAACUUAUGCUGAUCCGUCGGUGGUGGAUAAGGUUAUUGAAGACACUCAUAUAAUCAAUGGAAAACAGGUUGAAAUCAAAAGAACCAUUCCUAAAGGCUCAGGUCAAUCAAAGGAUUUUAAGACAAAGAAGAUAUUUGUUGGUGGUAUACCCUCUUCGGUCAGUGAAGAUGAACUCAAGAAUUUCUUCUCCAAGUAUGGGAAAGUCCUGGAACACCAGAUAAUACGAGAUCAUGAAACUAAUCGUUCUCGAGGUUUUGGAUUUGUAAUCUUUGACAGUGAAGAAGUCGUGGAUGAAAUGUUAUCAAAGGGAAAUAUGAUUGAUAUGGCUGGCACCCAGGUGGAGAUCAAGAAAGCUGAACCCAAGAAAGCCUCAAACCCCCCUCCUCCUCCUUCAUAUGGUAGCAACUCUAGGGGCCGUUCAUUCAAUGAUGGCUAUGGUGGAUUUGGCAGUUCUUAUGGGAGUUUUGAUGGAGGAUUUGGUCCUGGCCCUUAUAGGACACCUGCAAGUCUGGGUGGUAGGCUUGGUGGUGGAUAUGGGUAUGGUAGUGGUAGUGGAGACUUUGGCGGAGGUUAUGGGGGUUUUGGUGGUAAUAGCUUAGGAGGGUACAGAGGUGAAUCUUCUCUUGGUUAUUCUGGUCGCUUUGGACCCUAUGGUGGCGGAUUUGGCAGUGGUUAUGGUGGAAGUGGUUUAGGUGGAUAUGGUAGAGGAGGCGAGGGUUAUGGUAGUUAUGGAGGUUCAGGCUACAGUGGUGGCUAUGAUUCUGGUCCAGGUACUAGUUAUGGUGGAGCUGGUAUGCUAUAUGGAAGGGGAGGCUAUAGUGGCAGUAGUCGGUACCAUCCUUAUGCCAGAUCUUAGAAGUAUUACUCAGGUUCCUGUAGUUUUUAAUCGUGCUUUGUUAGGCACUCCCACUCAAGUACUAGAAGUUUCCUAUAAUAGCAGCAGGUGGGGAAGCUUUUCAAGAUCAGAAGACCUGUUGUUGUUAGAUUCUUAUUGAUUGUAUGCCAUAGAUAAAAGCUUAGAUUGCUUCAAACUAGUGCUUUGUGUUCUAUUCUAUGGUUUUCUAGUUUGUCCUUUCAUUA
Mangifera indica (mango) is the source of this 1398-nucleotide messenger RNA. RefSeq names its product heterogeneous nuclear ribonucleoprotein 1-like. The transcript has 6 exons. Gene Ontology annotation, cellular component: nucleoplasm. Bases 125 to 1174 code for a protein of 349 amino acids. The record is from RefSeq and is a predicted model, not a curated record. Gene Ontology annotation, molecular function: RNA binding. Gene Ontology annotation, biological process: regulation of gene expression. NCBI's taxonomy places the organism in Eukaryota, Viridiplantae, Streptophyta, Magnoliopsida, Sapindales, Anacardiaceae.